UAUGUCCGUCAGUUGAUUACAGAUUAUCAAGUAAGGCAUCGAGCCAGAAGAGGGACACGUGGUAACCUAAAAAUUUUCCUAAGUGAAUUGUGUUUAUUUUCUUUUUUUAUUCUUUUUGAAUGAACAAAAAUGGGAAAUGCCCGAGAUGACAAGCAUUAAGAAACGUCGUGUGUUAUUGUUCACACUAUUAAUAUUUGCACAAACAUUAUCACAAGUUGAAAGUGGAAGAGUGAAGGUCCGCAAAACCGGAAAAACAAGUACUGAUGAGCUGCACAAACUACUGCGCUUUGUGUUGACUCACGACGGCUGUCAACAGUUUACACCGCUGAGUAGUCGUAAAAACCCCACUUUUGAGCUGAGCAACGACAACUGCCACAAGUCUUGUGAAAUCGUGAAUGACCUCUACACUGAAAAAAAAAAGGGUCAGAUUUUAGCCGAACUGGUCAGUUCAGCGGCGAUUAGGCUAAUAGGCAAACUGUUUGAAGUAGUAAACAAAAUCUUUGAGCUCCUAGCAUAACCAAGUUUAUAUACUAUCUAAACCUCAUUUUAGA
This is a messenger RNA of Bemisia tabaci, 551 nucleotides long. NCBI's taxonomy places the organism in Eukaryota, Metazoa, Arthropoda, Insecta, Hemiptera, Aleyrodidae. The record is from RefSeq and is a predicted model, not a curated record.